AUGGGUUUUAACCGAAGGUGGAGGGAAUGGGUUAUGGAGUAUGUCGGCACAACCUCUAUGUCGGUGUUGAUAAAUGGUUCACCAACGAAGCCGUUCAGGACGGAAAGAGGUCUGAGACAAGGUGAUCAUCUAUCUCCAUUCUUGUUUGUGCUUGUUGUUGACGUCUUUAACAGAAUGAUUGGAGAGGCAGUAAGAAACGGCCAGAUAACCCCUUUACUCGUUAGGAGAGACAACAUUGAAUUGUCACAUCUUCAAUACGCUGAUGACAGUGUGUUGUUCUGUCCGCCGGAGGAGGAGACCAUUAAGAAUUACAAGAGGCUUCUACGAUGCUUUAAGUUGAUGUCGGGUUUAAGUAUCAAUUUUGACAAGUCCAGUUUGAUCCCAAUCAAUAUUGAACAGCAGUGGGUUCGAAGUAUGUGCAGCUUGCUGGGGUGCAAGGAAGCUACUCUUCCAGUUAGAUACCUUGGCGUCUCUCUAGGAGCUAACCCGAAGUUAGUUAAGAUUUGGAAGCCAAUUAUAGACAAAGUGGAGGAGAAGCUCAGCUUGUGGAAAUCUAAGGUACUGAACAAAGCCGGGAAGUUGGUGCUCAUCAAAGCAGUACUAAAUAGCUUACCGGUGUGGUGCGCUUGGUUAUUUGAUCUUGGCAGACAAUGGUCCUUCCCGGGUACAAUGAAGGAACACUUUUUAAGCUGGACAGGUGUAACUUUUAGGAAGGAGGAGCAAAUUGCAUUAACAGGAGAAGAUGAUGAUGAGUCUAGUGUAGAUUCAGAUUAA
Arachis duranensis is the source of this 774-nucleotide messenger RNA. RefSeq lists its product as uncharacterized. Lineage: Eukaryota; Viridiplantae; Streptophyta; Magnoliopsida; Fabales; Fabaceae. The transcript has 3 exons. Bases 1 to 774 code for a protein of 257 amino acids. The record is from RefSeq and is a predicted model, not a curated record.